Molecule: messenger RNA, 1292 nt
Organism: Sorghum bicolor (sorghum)
Lineage: Eukaryota; Viridiplantae; Streptophyta; Magnoliopsida; Poales; Poaceae
Product: 2-dehydro-3-deoxyphosphooctonate aldolase
Exons: 14
Coding region: 168-1043 (291 amino acids)
Biological process (GO): monosaccharide biosynthetic process
Cellular component (GO): cytosol; cytoplasm
Molecular function (GO): 3-deoxy-8-phosphooctulonate synthase activity
Source: RefSeq, a predicted model, not a curated record
AUUUUCCUCGGGUCCUCCCGUCGCUGUCAUCCUCCGCUCAGGCGGGCUCCACUCUCCUGUCUCCUCUCCCCUGCUGUGUCGCUCCGCUCUGCUCCGGUGAGCUGUCCGGCACUCGCAUCUCGAUCCCUCGAUCUGUCGUUUUCUCUCGGGGACGAAGAAACGUGACAAUGGAGGCUCCACCCGUGGCGCUGUUCGACUCCCUCAAGGCUGCCAAACCGUUCUUCUUGCUGGCCGGUCCCAACGUGAUUGAGUCGGAGGAGCAUGUCCUGAAGAUGGCCAAACACAUUAAAGGAAUUACAACAAAGCUUGGAAUUCCUCUUGUGUUCAAGUCCAGCUUUGAUAAAGCAAACCGUACAUCGUCAAAAUCGUUCCGUGGUCCUGGUCUUGAAGAAGGCCUAAAGAUCCUUGAAAAGGUGAAAGCAACAUAUGACCUUCCGGUAGUCACUGAUGUUCAUGAAAGCCACCAGUGUGAAGCUGUUGGAAGAGUUGCUGACAUUAUACAGAUUCCAGCAUUCCUCUGUCGCCAGACUGAUCUUCUAGUGGCCGCUGCUAAGACUGGAAAGAUUAUCAACAUCAAGAAAGGACAAUUCUGUGCGCCUUCUGUUAUGAUGAACUCUGCAGAGAAAGUAAGGCUUGCUGGAAACCCAAAUGUGAUGGUCUGUGAGCGUGGUACCAUGUUUGGCUACAAUGAUCUAAUUGUUGACCCAAGGAACUUUGAGUGGCUGAGGGAAGCCAACUGCCCAGUUGUAGCUGAUGUCACACAUGCUCUACAACAACCGGCUGGAAGAAAGCUUGAUGGUGGAGGUGUUGCAAGUGGGGGGCUACGAGAACUAAUACCAUGCAUUGCAAGGACUUCUGUUGCUGUUGGUGUUGAUGGUAUUUUCAUGGAGGUACAUGAUGAUCCCUUGAAUGCACCAUGCGACGGCCCAACUCAAUGGCCAUUGCGCAAUUUGGAAGAGCUAUUGGAGGAAUUGAUUGCAAUCGCUCGAGUUACCAAGGGAAAGAAGCCAUUCAAGAUCGAUCUCACUCCGUUCCAGGAAUAAUCUGCCUUGGUUCAUAGAAAGCACAAUGCCAGCAUCCAUGGGAUUCAACAGGGUGGAUUUAAUAUGAAUGCUGUAAAUUUUACUGUUUCGAGCAAAACUGCAGUAAAUGACUGUAAUCGCCGAACGAACUAUUGAAUUGAAACCUGUUGGGUUGGUUUAUGUUGUUCCAUCAGUUGUACCACCAUGUUAUUGGACAAAUAAAUCAUCACUAGACAAAUGCAAUUGUUGGCUGAUUACCAGCUUGCGGUU